AAACCUUUGCCUCUGAAUUUCUUGGUUUGCGGUGCGGUGCGGUGCGGUGAUCGCGUCAAGGUGCUCUCUUGGGAAAAUUUCGUAAGAGUUUGUCAAUCAAUCAUUGGCAGACAAGAUGGAGGAUAUGUUUGUGGCAAUCCUCUCAAUGCUUCUAGUUGUUGCUUUGAUUCCACUUUACCUAUGGAGACGACGUCAGGUUCCGCAGUCUCAUGAACAAGAAGCUCAGGUUCAGCACAGAGAAACUGUUGUGAGGCCUACUGGUACUCGAAGUAGGAUGCGUAGACGCCAUACUUCAGCAGCCAGCACAUCUUCUGCUCCACCAGCUGCAGAAGAAACUGAUGAUGGAAGCGAUGAGGAAGCUCUUGAAGGGGAAUAUUAUAAUGCAAAAGCAUCAAAGAAGAAAGGAAGGAAGAAAGAGGAACGCCAAGCACAACGGCAGGCUGAAGAGGCUGCAAGGGAGUCGAGACAUACAAAACAAGACCGUUAUGCAGAAAUACGCAGGAGGAAGGAUGAGGAACACGAAGCAAAGGAGCGUUUGCUGGAAGAAGAAGCUGAGGCUCGGAAGGCCAAGGAGGAGGAAGCUGCAGCGUUAGAGUUUGAGAAGUGGAAAGGAGAAUUUUCAGUAGAUGCUGAAGGUACUACAGAAAAUGAAGUUCAAGAUGGAAGCCAGGGACUGCUUUACGAUUUUGUGGAGUACAUCAAGAAACAGAAAUGUAUUCCCUUGGAAGAUCUUGCUGCAGAAUUCAAACUACGGACUCAGGACUGUAUCAAUCGGAUCACCUCAUUGGAAGAUAUGGGGAGAUUAUCUGGUGUGAUGGACGAUAGAGGAAAAUACAUACACAUCUCAUAUGAAGAAAUGCAGGCAGUUGCGGACUACAUCAAGCGUGAAGGGAGGGUGAGCAUCGCUCAUCUAGCCAGCAAGUCCAACCAGUUCAUAGAUUUGGAACCCAAAGCAGCGAUGAUAACUGAGGAGGAAUUAGGAGCUCAAGAUGAGAUUGCAGUGGCUUGACAUCUCUCCCUUGUGUUACAUAAAUCCUCAACUCAAAAGAAGGAUGUAAAACAAUUUAGUUGUGGUUUAAAUCUUGUGUAAGGUAGGUACUAUAGGCUUUUGUCGACUUUAACACAUACAUAAUAGUUAUAUUACUGUUUUUUAUAUAAUUAUUUCUGUUUU
This is a messenger RNA of Cynara cardunculus var. scolymus (artichoke), 1171 nucleotides long. Its product is annotated as DDRGK domain-containing protein 1. The transcript has 9 exons. The coding region runs from base 116 to 1009 and encodes 297 amino acids. The record is from RefSeq and is a predicted model, not a curated record. Lineage: Eukaryota; Viridiplantae; Streptophyta; Magnoliopsida; Asterales; Asteraceae.